AUGGCGGAGCAAGGUCCCAUGGCCUCGGGGACCGAGCAGGGCGUGGAGGCGGCCAGCAGCCCCGCCGCCUGCUACCGGGAGCUCAGCCAGUUCCCCGCCAUCACCCGCGCCGCCCUUGGGGCUGCCGCAGGGGGACAGACUUUCCUGCUCUACACCGAGUGCAGCCGCCCCGACCUGCCCCACCGCCGGCUCCUGCGCUUCAGCCGCCACUACAGCCUGCAGCGUACAGACGGUGGCGGCCUCGCCGUCAGCCAGGCAGCGCUCAGCGCCGAGAUCCACAACCAGCUCCUCAGCCAGGACUCGCCCACGGGGCAGCACCGCGCAGUGCUCAGCCGCUGCCCACGGCAGGGCGAUGAGCUGCUGGAGGUGUGGGGCAGCGGCGGGCGCAGCCACAGUGUGGACCUCACAGCACUGGGGAAGCACAGGGAGGUCUACACAGAGGGGCCCUUCGCCUGCCUGGCCUGGUCCCACUCGGAGACGCAGCUGCUCUACGUGGCCGAGAAGAGCCACCCCAAACCACGGCCCCCCUGCCCCUGGGAUGUGCCAGGAGCAGCCAGGCCGCCAGAGGAGGAUGAGGAUGAGGAGGGCGAGCAGUUCAUGUACCGUGAGGACUGGGGGGAGGCGCUGAGCACCCGCAGCACGCCCGUCCUCUGUGCCCUGGACCUGGAGGGCAGCAGCCUCUCGGUGCUGGAGGGCGUCCCGGAGCACCUCUCCCCUGGCCAGGCCCUGUGGACCCCGGAUGACCACGGCGUGGUGUUCGUGGGCUGGUGGCACGAGCCCUUCCGCCUGGGUCUGAGUGCCUGCUCCAACAGGAGGUCAGGGAUUUUCCACUUGGACCUGGCCAGUGGGCGCUGCGAGCUGCUGUCAGCUGAGCACGGCGCUGCCUGCUCCCCCCGGCUGAGCCCCGAUGGCCGGCGCCUGCUCUACCUGGAGGGGGGCCUGGGGGGGCCCCACCGGCAGUGCCUGUGCCUGCGCAUGGUGAGCGGGGCCUGCAGGCGCUGGGCACGGCUCUCUCCCCAGCUCACCUGGCAGACGAGGCAGACAGUGACAGUGCUCGACGUGGUGCAGGAGCCCACAGAGGGUGAAUGUGCCUUCGCCGGGCUCUACACAGAGGUGCUGCCACCGCGGUGUUGGGCGGCUGACAGUCGUCGAGCUGUGCUGGGCACCCCGCAGCGGAGCCGCACGGAUCUGCUGCUUGUGGACACGGAGGCGGCCACCGUCACCAACCUGACAGCAGGGUUACCUGAAGGGUGCUGGGAGCUGCUCACCCUCCAGUGGGACCUGCUGGUGGCCACCUGCUCGGCCCCGCACCGCCCCCCCAGCCUGGUGGUGGCAGUGCUGCCGCUGGCAGGCCGGGAGCUGCCCCUCCGCUGGGUGCCAGUGGAGGACACCCCAACGGUGCCCGGUGUCACCUGGAAGACCCUGACGGUCCAGCCACCCUGCAGUGGGCAGAGCCCCGCCAUGCACGGCGCCCAGGCCUUCGAGGCCCUGCUGCUGAGCCCGCUGGACAGCACAGCACCACACCCACUGGUUGUGUGUCCCCACGGUGGCCCCCACGCUGUCUUCGAUGCCCGCUGGCGCCCGAGCAUGGCCGCGCUGUGCCAGCUGGGUUUCGCCGUGCUCCUGGUGAACUACCGUGGCUCCCUGGGCUUUGGCCAGGCUGGCAUCAGCUCUCUGCUCUCCCGCGUGGGUGAGCAGGACGUGGCAGACACCCAGCUGGCGGUGGAGCAGGCGCUGCGCAGCGAGCCCCUGGACCCGCACCGCCUGGCCCUGCUGGCUGGCUCCCAUGGAGCCUUCAUCGCCCUCCACCUCCUUGCCCGUGAGCCUGAGCGCUACCAAGCCUGCGCCCUGCGCAGCCCCGUCUCCAACCUGCCCGCGCUGCUGGGCACGUCUGACAUCCCUGACUGGCGCUACGCCUCCCUGGGGCUUCCCUACUCCUUCGAGCGGGUGCCCCGUGCCGAGGAGGUGGCCGCCAUGCUGCUGCGCUCGCCCAUUGCCCAGGCGGCCCAGGUGCAGACGCCGGUGCUGCUGUGCGUAGGCGCCCGGGACCGGCGCGUCAGCCCCACGCAGGCGCUGGAGCUGUACCGGGUGCUGCGGGCCAGGGGGGUGCCGGCGCGGCUGCUGUGGUACCCGGAGGGUGGCCACGCGCUGGCCGGCGUGGAGACGGAGGCCGAUGUCUUCGUGAACUGCGCCCGCUGGCUCCUCAGGCACCUGGGGCAGCCCCGGCAGGGCGGGAUGGGCCGACAUAGCCCCUAGCACCCACGGUGCCUCUGUGGCUGUGCUGGCCCCAGGGUGACCACUGGCCCCAGGAACCAUACCAGCACCAGAGGAGGAUGGAGUGAGCGUAGCUGGGGGCAGGAUGGGAUGUGGUUUGGGGUUUGGUGCUAAAUAAAUGUGUGAGAUGCAAACGUGGGUGCA
Gavia stellata (red-throated loon) is the source of this 2418-nucleotide messenger RNA. RefSeq names its product acylaminoacyl-peptide hydrolase (gene APEH). Gene Ontology annotation, biological process: proteolysis. Bases 1 to 2256 code for a protein of 751 amino acids. The record is from RefSeq and is a predicted model, not a curated record. Gene Ontology annotation, molecular function: serine-type endopeptidase activity. Lineage: Eukaryota; Metazoa; Chordata; Aves; Gaviiformes; Gaviidae. The transcript is spliced from 22 exons.